AUGUGUAAAUCCAAGAAUGUGGUACACGCCGUUGGAGUAUCAGAGGAGAAUGAAACGGAGUCCGAUGAUGACUCAGAAGAACUGUUCAUUGGUACAGUGGAAAGCACAAGAAAUGAGAGUGACUGGUUUGAGGUAGUGAAAGUACACAACAAAAAGUUCUCGGUGAAGCUUGACUCGGGUGCCCACUGUAAUGUGGUACCAUUGUGGUUGGUAAAGCAGCUGGGAAUCGGUCUGCAUCAAUCGAAAACGAAAUGGCUGGUUUCGUUCUCAAAUCAUCGAAUGAAAGUGCUUGGAGAAAUCUACCCGGUGUGCCGCAUUAAGAACAGAGACAGCAACAUCACGUUCAAAGUGGUUGAAGAGUCCGUAGUGCCAGUGCUGGGUAAGGAUACGUGUAUUGCUCAACGACUGAUAGCGCGAGUGGAUACCGUUCAAGUGUUAGACGAAACAGUGUUCAAUGGACUUGGGUGUCUAAAGGAUUACGUGUACGAUAUAGAUCUGAUCCCGAAUGCUCAGUGGGAGACGAGACCGGCGCGUCAUGUCCCACAUAGCAUCAGAGCAGCAGUAAAGAAAGAGCUGGAUUCCAUGGAACGUCUCGGUGUUAUAGAAAAGAUUCACACAGCAACUCCGGUGGUCAACGCAAUGGUCCUGGUUAAACGAAACGACAAGCUUCGCAUAUGCAUCGACCCAUCACAGAUGACCAAAAGCGCUAGCACGGACCUAAAGCAGCACUCGGAUGCGGAUUUGGAGAUGCAGUCACUAAAGGCGGUGAUUAUGCAAGGUUGGCCGGAAUCAAGAAACGACCUAUUGCCAGAAUUACGAAAAUACUGGGGUUUUCGAGAUGAGCUGACUGUUUAUGACGGGUUAAUAUUCAAGUCGAAUCAGGUGCUCAUUCCACAUUCGAUGAGGAACGCUAUGCUGGUGAAGAUACAUAGUGGACAUUCCGGCAUUCAAAGCUGUAUUCGCAGGGCAAGGCAAGUGUUGUUUUGGAUAGGUAUGGCUAGCGACAUUCAGGAAAUGGUAGAAAAUUGCGCGAUAUGCCAGCGUCAUCAACGUAACAACACGAAGAGCACCAUUAUCCUAAAGGAUAUUCCAGGCCUUCCUUUCGAGAGAGUCGCUUCCGACCUGUUCCACUUGAAAGGAAAAGAGUAUCUUCUUCUCGUCGAUAGCUUUUCUGGAUACUUCGAUUUCAAACAACUAUCUGAAACAACAUCUAACCAAGUAAUCCAACAACUGAAAGAAUGGUUCUGCGUCCACGGCAUUCCUCAAAUUUUGGAGACGGACAAUGGUCCUCAAUAUGCUUCUGAAGCGUUUCGCCAAUUUAGCCGUCAAUGGGGUUUCGAACACCAGACAUCAAGUCCUCACUUUCCAAGAGCAAACGGAUUAGCUGAACGAAGCGUGCAAGUAGCCAAAUCGAUGCUGAAAAAGUGUAGUGAUGAUCAGUCGGAUAUACGGCUGGCAUUACUUCACAUGCGGAACACACCUCGUAGUAGUCUCAUACCAUCACCCAAUGAAAGGCUUAUGGGUCGUUUGGUACGAUCGAACAUGCCGAUGACGUUGGAAGCACUAAGGCCUAGAGUAGCAGUGAACGUUCAGCAAUUAAUGGAACGCGAAAGAAUGAUCCAGAAGAAUUACGCAGAUAGAGGAACUCAGGAACCAUCGCAGUUCGCCGAACAAGAACAGAUUCUCGUGCAGGAUCAAUCGUCGCAGAAAUGGACGCCAGGGACUGUAGUGAAACAACUUGAUCACCAUCGUUCAUAUCUGGUAUCCGAUGGCGAUAGAACAGUGAGGAGGAAUGCCCAUCACUUGCGCAAGUUACGCGGCGGUGGUCAAGUUGAAGAACCUUUGCAAGAAAAUCUACAGCCUGAAGAUGAUCUGAGCGCAUCAGUGGCUGAGGCUAGUAUCAACAGAAGACAACAUUCAACAAUCGAGGCCUACAGAGAAAACGUAACCGCGGCACCGCAGAUGACACGUUCUGGCCGCACAGUAAAACCAAAAAGAUGUAAUGAAUAUGAAUAUUACUGA
Messenger RNA from Armigeres subalbatus, 2022 nucleotides. RefSeq lists its product as uncharacterized. Bases 1 to 2022 code for a protein of 673 amino acids. NCBI's taxonomy places the organism in Eukaryota, Metazoa, Arthropoda, Insecta, Diptera, Culicidae. Gene Ontology annotation, biological process: DNA integration. The transcript has 2 exons. Gene Ontology annotation, molecular function: nucleic acid binding. The record is from RefSeq and is a predicted model, not a curated record.